Molecule: messenger RNA, 741 nt
Organism: Iphiclides podalirius (scarce swallowtail)
Lineage: Eukaryota; Metazoa; Arthropoda; Insecta; Lepidoptera; Papilionidae
Source: the annotation of a GenBank genome assembly
AUGGAAAACAUACAACAAGUCCUAAAAUCGCAAGCUGCACUGGAAAAGUCCUUUAAUCAACGCUUAGACGAAUUUGAAGCAAGCCUCAUAGGGUCACCAAAAGAAAUGAACUUGAAAGAAUUGAGUUCUGAUUACAUCAACUUCAAGAAUUUUGUAUGUUCGACAUUUACAUUCCUGCGGCAGCAAAUUAACCAGUUACUUGCUAACGUAGACUCCAUUGAGAGUAGACAUAGAAGAAAGUUCUUGCUGAUUGGAGGUGUGCCCGAAGAAGAAAAUAAGAAUGUUCGAGAAUUAGCUGUCUCUGUCUUCACGAAGAAUCUCGGCAUCAAUAACUGCACUGGUCAAUCCCUGCAAGUAUGUCACCGUCGUCCCCGUCCCAUUCUCGUAAAGUUUGAAGAUAGUGCAGUCCGUCGAGAAGUGUGGUCCAAAAAGACAUUGCUCAAAGGCAGCCCCUACAUGGUGUCUGAAUAUUUAACACGUAUGAGGCAAUCACUUUUCUUAGAGGCUCGCAGACUCUUUGGAAUCAGAAAUGUGUGGACUCUAGACGGAGUGAUUAAUGUCAAGCUUCCUGGAGGAUCCCGCGCCAAAGUGUUCUCAAACAAUGAUUUGCAAGAGCUGACCGCCCAACACAAGGCUGAAGUUGAACCGGUCACCAUGCUUCCUGUCUCGGGAACCAGCUCCAAAAGAGAAGGGCCUAAGGCCAGGUCAGCUACUUCGAAACGCACGAUCAGUAAGAAGGUG